This is a messenger RNA of Hippopotamus amphibius kiboko, 3131 nucleotides long. It is a transcript of the gene ZMYM5, whose product is annotated as zinc finger MYM-type containing 5. Bases 470 to 2482 code for a protein of 670 amino acids. The transcript is spliced from 9 exons. The record is from RefSeq and is a predicted model, not a curated record. Gene Ontology annotation, molecular function: zinc ion binding. Lineage: Eukaryota; Metazoa; Chordata; Mammalia; Artiodactyla; Hippopotamidae.
CGCCCGGGACGUAGGUGCAGAAGGCGAACAAAAGCCGAGCCCCGCGGCCCAGGUGGCGACUCGGUCACGGCUGGCCGGGCCCGGCCCGGCCCGGCCCGGUCCGCAGCUGCGCUCGCUCCCGCCGCGGGGCCGACGCGGACAGAGGCCCCUGUGGGGACGGUCCAGCCCUUCAGACGGCGGGCGCCCGGCUCGAGGCCCGCAGCCGCCUCCAUCUUGGCCGGCGGAGGCGGGAGACGUGUCGGGGCCCAGGGCUAGAAAUCAUCUUCAGGCCAAUUUUCUGGUGAAAGUUUGGCAGAAAUUAAGGAGGAAAACAUUGCCACGAAAGGAGUGUUUCUGAGAAAGAAGUUUUCCAGGAAAGUUUACUGCUUGGAAAAUAGAAGCCUGGAUGCCAACUCUCUGGAAAUCAAGUGGAAGAGGGGGCAUUUCACAUGCAUGAUAUUGAACAUUCACCAGUGCCUGGUUCUUUGGCAUGGAUAAAUGUUCAGCAGGAGGACUAGACUUGACUGAACAGACUCCUGUUUUACUAGGGAGUAAAGCGAUGGCAGCUAGUCUCAUGGACGUAGGAAGUUCAUUUGGUGGCCCAACUAGGCCUUUAGUUAAUAGAUCUAGACACUUGUCGGUGGAAGAUGAUGGUGAUGAUGAUGUUGUGUUUAUUGAAUCUAUACAACCUCCUUCAAAUUCCACUCCAAUAAUAGCUGAUCAAAGAAAUAUAUUUGCUGCAUCAAGAAAUGAAAAGCUACAAGGAAAAUAUUCCAUAAUUCUUCCUUCCUCAAGAGAUUUGGCUUCUCAGAAGGGACGUAUAAGUGAGACAAUUGUCAUUGAUGAUGAAGAGGACAUGGAAACAAAUGGAAGGGAAAAGACAAUUUCUUCCAGUUUUAUUGAAUGGGCACUUCCUGGAACUAAAAACAGAACCAAAGAUGUGGAUUUCUCCACUUCCAGUCUUUCAAGAAGUAAGACCAAGACUGCAGUAGGACCUUUUAAUCCUGGUAGAAUGAAUGUGGCAGGAGAUGAAUUUCAGAAUGGAGGAUUUGCAACUCAUCAUAGUCCUGAUUCUUGGAUCUCCCAAUCAGCAUCCUUUCCCCGAAAUCAGAAACAGCCAGGGGUGGAUUCUUUGUCGCCAGUGGCCUCGCUUCCUAAACAGAUUUUCCAGCCUUCCGCCCAGCAGCAACCCACUAAGCCAGUUAAAAUCACUUGUGCAAACUGCAAAAAGCCUUUACAGAAGGGACAGACGGCGUAUCAGCGAAAAGGAUCUGCUCACCUCUUCUGUUCUACCACCUGCCUCUCUUCCUUCUCUCACAAGCGUACGCCAAAGAAACGCAAUGUGACAUGUAAAAAAGAUGCACCUGCAAAAAAGGCUGCUAUUGUUCCUCAAGGGGAGUCAAGUGAAUCCUUCCAAAGAUUUUGUAGUACAUCCUGUUUGUCUCCCUAUGAAGACAACCAGAAUUUUCGAAAGAGACUUCUGAAUAAAUCAAGAUGUACAAUUUGCAGUAAACUAACAGAGAUUCGUCAUGAAGUCAGCGUUAACAAUGUAACACAUAAGCUGUGCAGUAACCAGUGCUUUAACAAGUACAGGUUGGCCAAUGGUCUAGUGAUGAAUUGCUGUGAGCAGUGCGGGGAGUACCUGCCCAGCAAAGGUGCUGGAAACAAUGUCCUGGUCAUUGAAGGUCAGCAGAUGAGAUUUUGCUGCCAAAGUUGUGUUAACGAAUAUAAACAGAUGAUGGAAACAAACUCAAAAAAAAUGUUAGCAUCAGAAGACAGAAAAAGGAACGCUGUUAGAGAAGAAAAUGAAAGAGAAUUAUAUGGGUCAUUGAAUACACUUUUGGAAAAAAUAGAAAGAAUACCAGAGAGAAAGGAAAAGACAUCAGAACUACAGGUUUCAGCAGAAUGUAGCCAAGGUCCAUCAUUGGUCCACCAGGCUGUGAAUCUGUCUCCUUCUGUGUCAGCCACAGCUGAUAAAUUUCAAGAGCAACUGGAAGAAAAACAAUCACAAGACUCCAUUAUACCAGCUGUGCUUUCUGCAGAUCCAGGUACAUGGCCCCGAGUGUUGAGUAUUAAACAAAGGGACAGUCUAGUUGAAAAUGAUCCCCCUCAAGUAAGAAAUUUUAACUUUCCAAAAGACAGUACAGGGAGGAAGUUUUCGGAAACUUACUAUACAAGAAUUCUUCCAAAUGGUGAGAAAACCACUAGGUCCUGGUUACUUUAUUCGACCUCGAAAGAUUCUGUGUUUUGUCUGUAUUGCAAACUCUUUGGGGAAGGAAAAAAUCAACUAAAGAAUGAAAAUGGGUGCAAAGAUUGGCAGCAUUUAUCACAUAUUCUUAGCAAACAUGAGGAGAGUGAAAUGCACAUCAACAAUAGUGUUAAAUAUUCAAAAUUAAAAUCUGAUUUGAAAAAAAGUAAAACUGUUGAAGCUGCAGAACACAGAUUACAGGAGAAUGAGGGAAAGGAUGGUGUGAAGCUGUUGUACAGCUUAGACCUGAUCUGACAUGAUGAGGUUACACACUUACUCAGACCUGUAUCCCGAUAGUCUGUGCCGCAGAGGCUCCCAGACAGGGUGAUUCAUCAGCUCAUUAGCAAUAAGUAUCACAGCAGGUAACUAGUAAAGACGGGUUCUAUUCCAAAUUCUAAAGCUAAUUGGAUUCGUAGUGAUUAAUGCCGACCUCAGUGAAGGCCGUUGUUGAUCUUUUCAGUCUUUCAAUUCACACCUUUUAAAAUGGGCACUUCAGGACGGACAUUUGACCAGUGUGGCUAAUAUUCUGUUCUGAUUAAUUUCGAAAGAGGGAGAGAAAGGCUUUAAUUUAUCCGUACCAGUUGAAUAAGAUAUUGAUGUGAACAAGCAUUGUCAAUCAGAAGCACAGUGGGAUCUGAAACUGCAGCUUUUUGCUAUUAAACCAGAUACUUAUGGCUUAUUUCAUUUGGGCAAAAUGUUAUUUUAUUAUUUGAGCAAAGCAGCAUCAUUUGUUACAUUAAAUAAAGUGGUUAAUUUGUGUUUUUCUGGUUUUGUUUUGUUUUAAUUUAAUUUGUAAAUGUUUUAGCUUUUAUUGUCGUGAAAACUAUAUAAGCAUAAAGAGUGUAUACCUAUUUUUAUGUUGGUACAAAUAUAAGAAAUAUUAAAAUAAAAAUAUAUUAACCUU